This is a messenger RNA of Drechmeria coniospora, 1086 nucleotides long. RefSeq lists its product as uncharacterized. The coding region runs from base 1 to 1086 and encodes 361 amino acids. The transcript has a single exon. Lineage: Eukaryota; Fungi; Ascomycota; Sordariomycetes; Hypocreales; Ophiocordycipitaceae. Gene Ontology annotation, cellular component: catalytic step 2 spliceosome. Gene Ontology annotation, molecular function: protein binding. The record is from RefSeq and is a predicted model, not a curated record. Gene Ontology annotation, biological process: mRNA splicing, via spliceosome.
AUGGUGUGUGCUCUGCAGCAGUUCAUCCAUGGCCAGUCCCUGAUACUUACAACGCAAACUUCCACAGGCCCGGUGCAUGCCGUCGCCUACUCAGCAUCACCCGGAACAUACAUCAUCACCGGCUCUGCGGAUCGAUCGAUUCGUCUGUACAACCCAUUCCCGAGCACAACAAUCCCGGAAAUCCGCCCGUCAGCCAAGCCAGCCGUCCCCCAGGGUCGUCUUAUCCAAACGUACGCCGCCCAUGGCUACGAGGUGCUCAGCAUCAACGUAGCCGCGGACAAUGAGCGCUUCGUGUCCGCUGGCGGGGAUCGGUCCGUGUUCCUCUGGGAUGUGUCCACGGCCGUGACGACGCGACGCUUUGGCGGCAAUGCUCAAGGACACUCGGCGCGAAUCAACUGCGUGAGCUUCGCGGGAGAUGGGGACUCUCUCGUCGUCAGUGGCGGCUUCGACACCACGGUGCGCAUCUGGGAUGUCAAGAGCAACAGCUUCAAGCCUAUCCAAGUCCUGGACGAGGCCAGAGACGCCAUCACCUCCGUCGUCGUGCGCGGGCCGGAGAUCGUGACGGGGAGCGUCGACGGCCGCGUCAGAAGUUACGAUGUGAGGAUGGGAAGGUGCACAACAGAUGUCCUCGGCGCGAGCGUGACAAGCCUGAGCCUUACCAAGGAUGGGCGGACCGUCCUGGUGGGCUCGCUCGACAGCAAGCUGCGGUUGAUGGACCGCGACAAAGGAACCUGCUUGCGGGCUUACUCGGAUGCCGCGUGGCAAAACAAGGAACUUCGCGUGCAGUCGAUACUUGGCGGAAGGGAAAAGUACGUGAUGGCAGGAGACGAGAUGAGCGGCCAGACAGACGGCGACGGCCACGGCCGCAUCUGGGCAUGGGACCUGCUUAGCGGUACCCUCGUGACCAAAAUCAGGGUCCCACAACCCGAAGGGUUUGAGCCCAAGAAGAAGGUGGUGGGGAAGGAUGGCAAGGAAAAGCCACGGAAUGAUAUCAUCAGCUGCUUGGCCUGGCGAGAAGACAGCUGGGGCGAUCAGUUCUGCGUUGGCGGCACGCUAGGCAUCGUGACGGUGUUUGGUUCAUUAUGA